UUAGGAUGAAGAUUUUAGGAGUCACAUGGACUCAACUUUAUAGCUGGUGUCCAGUUGUUCUGCACUUACGCUCUGUGGGAAACUGCCUCGCGUUGUUGUUUUACUUUCUUUGCUUUUACGUAAUUUUAAAGCGUUUUCUUCCAGCAUUUCGGCUUUUUUGUACUUGUCGUGGACUUUAAGUGCAAAGACCGGUUCCUCCUCCACUUUCGAACCAUGCUGCAAACUUUACACCAUCACAACUGAAACCUGUUGUGUGAUGCGCGAAACUCCGAACUGCCGAAGAAAAUAAAAGUUUGCAUUUAUUUACUCACAAUGACUGAGGAGAGCAGGACUGAGCACAGAGCUGAAAGCGGGAAGGAUUUGGAAAAACAGCUCCGGUUACGAGUGUGCGUCCUAAAUGAACUUUUAAAGACUGAACGGGAUUAUGUUGGAACACUAGAGUUUCUCUCGGUGUUUCUGCAUCGUCUCAACCAGUACGCAGCCACCAAACUUGACAAGAACAUCACAGAGGAAACGGUUAAGGUUUUAUUCUCCAACAUUGAGGAGAUUCUGGCCGUUCACAGAGACUUCCUGUCCAUGGUGGAAGAGCUGCUGCAGCCUGACCCUCACGCUCACCAUGAAAUCGGGCGCUGCUUCUUGCACUUUAGGAGCCGUUUCCAGAUUUAUGAUGAAUACUGUGGGAAUCAUGAGAAGGCCCAGAGGCUGCUGCUGGAGCUCAAUAAGAUCAGGAGCGUCCGGACAUGUUUACUGAACUGCAUGUUGCUGGGAGGCAGAAAAAACACAGAGGUCCCACUGGAGGGUUACCUGGUAGCUCCUAUUCAGAGGAUCUGCAAGUACCCAUUGCUGCUCAGAGAGCUGCUGAAGAGGACUCCUAAGAAACACAAUGACUACGCCCUGGUGCAGGAGUCUCUCCAUGUGAUGAAGGCGGUGUGUUCCAGCAUCAACGAAGCCAAGAGACAGAUGGAGAAGUUGGAGAUUUUGGAGGAAUGGCAGUCCCACAUCGAGGGCUGGGAGGGCUCCAAUAUCACAGACACAUGCACGGAGAUGCUAAUGCAGGGUGUCCUGCUGAAGAUUUCAGCUGGGAACAUACAAGAGAGGAUUUUCUUCCUGUUUGACAAGCUCCUGGUCUACUGCAAGAAGAAAAACAGACGUUUAAAAAACAGCAAAGCGGCCACCGAGGGUCCUCGCUACCUGUUCAGAGGCAGAAUCAACACCGAGGUGAUGGAGGUGGAAAAUGUGGAUGAUGGCACGGCUGACUACCACAGCAGCGGGAACAUAGUGAACAACGGCUGGAAGAUCCACAACACGGCCAAGAACAAGUGGUUCGUCUGCAUGGCCAAGACCCCGGAGGAGAAGCAGGAGUGGCUGGAGGCCAUCAUGAAAGAGAGGGAGCGGAGGAAAAGUCUGAGGCUAGGCAUGGAGCAGGAUACGUGGGUGAUGGUGUCAGAGAAGGGUGAGAAGCUCUACCACCUCAUGACCAAGGGUAACCUCAUUAAGGAUCGGAAACGCAAGCUCACUACCUUCCCCAAGUGCUUCCUGGGAAGUGAGUUUGUGUCUUGGCUGAUGGAAAUCGGUGAGACGGGCAACCCGGAGGAAGGGGUUCACCUGGGUCAAGCUCUGCUGGAGAACGGCAUCAUCCACCAUGUCACAGACAAACACCAGUUCAAGCCAGAGCCUGUACUGUACCGCUUUCGCUACGACGAUGGCACCUACCAUCCCAGAAGUGACAUGCACGAUGUCAUAUCGAAGGGUGUUCGUCUCUUCUGCCGACUUCACAGCCUUUUCACUCCCCGUCAUCAGGGGAAAAACAGGGUGCCUCUUGCCCCCGCUGGUCCAAGGCGUUUAUGCACGGCACGGGAUAAGGACUACCAUUUGCGGACCUACAAAUCAGUGGUGAUGGCCAACAAACUGAUAGACUGGCUUAUUGCACAGGGGGACUGCAGGACAAGGGAGGAAGCGCUGAUCUUGGGGGUGGAGCUGUGCGACAAUGGCUUCAUGCAUCAUGUGUUGGAAAAGAGUGAAUUCAAGGACGAGCCCUUGCUGUUCCGUUUCUUCGCCGAUGAGGAGAUGGAGGGCUCCAAUACCAAACACAAACCCAUGAAGCAUGACCUAAAAAUAGUAGAGAACGUCAUCUCCAAGUCUCUCCUGAUAAGACCCAGUGAUGGAGGCUUCGGCUUUACCCUGGAAGAGAGGAACAGAGUCCCCAUCAUCAAAUCUGUGGAAAAGGGCUCCCCAGCCGAGAUGGCUGGCCUUGAGGUGGGGAAGAAGUUGUUUGCCAUAAAUGGAGACCUGGUCUUCCUCAGGCCUUUUUCUGAGGUUGAAGUUCUCCUCAGGCAGUGUUUCAACAGCAAAGGGCCCCUCAGGGUGCUGGUCAGCACUAAACCAAGAGACACUGUAAAGAUACCAGACUCGGCUGAUGGGCUAGGGUUCCAGAUCCGUGGCUUUGGUCCAUCUGUGGUCCACGCUGUCGGGAGAGGCACGGUGGCAGCCAUCGCUGGCCUCCACCCGGGCCAGUGCAUCAUCAAGGUGAAUGGCAUCAAUGUGAGUAAGGAGAGCCACGCCAGCGUCAUCGCUCAUGUCACCGCCUGCAGGAAGUACCGGCGACCCACGCAGCAAGAUACUAUUAAAUGGGUGUACAACAACAGUGAGAGCGCCCAGGAGGACAACCAGAAAACUAACCAGAAACCCACCACAGAGGAGAAUGGAGAUGGCUUUGAAUGCAAAGUAGAAGAGGUGAUGGACAAAUUCAACACUAUAGCCAUCAUUGACGGGAAGAAGGACCAUGUAAGUCUGACGGUAGACAACGUCCACCUGGAGUACGGAGUGGUGUAUGAAUAUGACAGCACAGCUGGUAUCAAGUGCCAUGUGCUGGAGAAGAUGGUGGAACCCAAGGGAUUCUUCAGCCUCACUGCUAAGAUCCUGGAGGCGCUGGCGCGUAAUGAUGACAUGCUGGUGCAGAUGUGUGGCAGGUUGAGCUCCAGCUGUGACGUGAUCCCUGAGGAGCUGCAGGUUCGCUUUAGCACCAUGUGCGGCGAGAGGGUGGAGCACAUCAACCGGCGCAUCACCAACUACAGAAAGUUUGCAAGGGUGCUGAAGAACAGAGCGUGGCCGACCUUUAAGCAGGCCAAGGCCAAGGUGUCUCCCCUCCACAGCAGCGACUUCUGCCCCACAAACUGUCAUAUUAAUGUGAUGGAGGUCUCCUACCCCAAAACCACCACCUCCCUGGGCAGUGCCUUCGGGGUGCAGCUGGACAACAGGAAGAACACACCGGAGAAGGGAGGACGCGGCGUUGCCGAACAGGGUAAACUGAACCCCAUGGUUAACAUCCAGCACACCAUCACCACUAUGGCUGCUCCAUCGGGUCACAGCUUGGGCAGGACCGAGGGACACGGCCUUCGCUUCCUGCUCAGAGAGGACGACCUGCUCACCCUGGACGCUUACCAGAAACUCCUCUACAAACUCACCACUGUCGUCAAGGAGAUGGAGACGCACGGCGCCCACAUUGAUGACAUUCUGUCCUCCAUUACCCACCCUCCAGCAUCAGAGGCCAGGACCCCAGAGAGUUACAUUUCUGCAGAGAGCGAGGGGGAGAAGGGGGAGCGCAACGGGAAGAAAGUGUGUUUUAACGUGGCGGGGGACGAGCAGGAGGACUCCGGACAUGACACGAUCAGCAACAGAGACUCAUACAGUGACUGUAACAGCAACAGAAACUCCAUCGCCUCCUUCACCAGUAUCUGCAGCAGCCACUGUAGCUCCUACGUUCACAGUGAUGAGAUGGACUCAGGAGAUGAGAUGCCCUCCAGUGUGUGGCUGUCCCACGAUAAGCAGAAGAAACUUCACAGCUUCCUGGAGCAUCUGUUUAGUCAGGUGGACUCAAUCACCAGCAUGCUGAGAGGAGUGGUGGUGGCUCGGGCGUUCGAGCAGACCAAGUGCUUCACACCUGGAAGAGGAUUACAAGAGUUUCAGCAGGAGAUGGAGCCCAAGGUGAGCUGCACCAAGAAGCUGCGUCUCCAUGUCAAGCAGGAUCCUUGGAACCUUCCCAGCAGCGUUCAGACCCUCACUCAAACCAUCGCUAAAUAUGUUGAAGAGGUGAAGACACGGCUGCUCUUGGUCUUACUACAAUAUACAGACUCAGAGAUCCAGUUGCGUCGAGACAUGGUGUUCUGUCAAUCUCUAGUUGCAGCUGUGUGUGCCUUCUCAGAGCAUCUACUGGCUGUCCUCAACCAGUUCCACAGUGUAAGCAGGGAGCCAGACCAGGACAGCUCGGACCCCCAGGACUUUCAGGAGGCUCAGGAAGCCAGCCGCCGUUGGCUGGAGCAGAUUGCCAGUGCUGGACUGCUCUUCCAUUUCCAGUCCCUCCUUUCCCCCAAUCUGACCGAUGAGCAGGCCAUGUUGGAGGACACUCAGGUGGCUCUCAUUGACCUGGAGAAGGUCACGUUCUACUUCCAGCAAUUUGAAGGGGAGCCGCUUGUCGCUAACAUGCCCAUUUCAUACCAGGUGGAGGGCACCCGCCAGGCCUUGAAGGUUUGCUUCUACCUGGAGAGUUUCUACUUCUCUCAGCUGCCUCACAGGCUGAAAAAUGGAGGAGGCAUCAAGAUCUACCCUGUGCUCUUCACACAAGCACUGGAGAGUAUGGAGGGUUACUACUACAGAGACAAUGUUUCAGUGGAGGAAUACCAGGCCCAAAUCAAUGCUGCCUCAUUGGAUAAAGUCAAACAGUACUACAAGAGACUGAGGGCUUUCUACCUGGAUCAGUCCAACAUGCCACCCAGCUCUGCACCCAAAGCUGCCCUCAUAGAUAAGCUGAUGCGUCCCCUCAACGCUCUGGAGGAGCUCUACCGUCUGAUGGAGAGUUUUAUCAGUUGUCGCCGCACCGCUGCCUGUCAGUACACUGCCUGCGGGGCUUCUGGAGUGGGGCUGCUCACCGUGGCCUCUGAGCUCUGUUCGCGUCUGGGAGCCACACACAUCGUCAUGUGCAACAGUGGCGUUCACCGCUGCACCCUGAGUGUGACGUUGGAGCAGGCCAUCCUGCUGGCCCGAAACCAUGGCCUGCCCCCUCGCUGCAUCAUGCAGGCCACUGACGUCAUGAGAAAACAGGGGGCAAGAGUUCAGAAUUCUGCCAAGAAUCUGGGAGUGAGGGAUCGCACGCCGUCGUCAGUCCCAAGGUUGUACAAGUUGUGCCAGCCUCCACCCCCAGAUGGUGACCCAUAAUGCAUUGCAUCCAGGAAGAUGCUGAAGAAGCCCUGGGGAGCUUUGAGUCCGAAGUCUUUCCUCCACCCAUGAAGGAUCAACCUAAUUAAAAACAGUUAUUGAACAUUUUAACAUGUUCAGAAUAGCUGCCUGAAGUGUAAAUAGAAAAAUUUAAACCGUAAAUAGUAUUUUUACUACUUUAUAUUUUCACUGUUGUACUUUAUACAUAUUUUUUUGAUUUUUUUUCAUUGUAAAAUGUAUCUGACAAUAAGAUAUUUCAGAGUGAGAAAACAAAAGAUUUUACAUCCAGAGAAUGGAGUCUAAUUAGCUCAGUGAAAUGGAAUGAAUCCCAUCAUUCACCGUCUGCGUAUUAUGGGCUGAAAAUUAUGUUUGUUUUCAUGAGGGACAUUUCAUGUUAUCAGUUUAAUCUGCAUAUGAAAUAAGCGAGAUGAUAUUGAUUAAAAGGAUACUGGAUGUAUUUUGCCAUUGCAUUUGUUCAGAUUAGCCAAUAAUUUGUCUGCUCCUGUUCUCCAACAUCUAUGCUUUAUCCAGUCUGUCAGUAUUUGAUAACCAUACAGUAUGAAUAUGUGUUUUGUAACAUUCCUUGACAUGGUUUUUUAUUCACUUGUAAAUACACAAAUUUAGCAGAAAUAUGCUCAAAGAGUCAUGCUGUUGUUUUCCACUGAUUUUGAAUUUCUAUGACUGUUUUAUGCAUGAAUAUAAAGAUUUUCAAUGGAUUAUCAGUAUUAACAUAUAAUAGUUUUUUGGAAGUAGAGCUAUGAGAUAUAUUCUGUUAUUUUACAUUGACAGUACUCAGGAUUAAAGUGUCUCUCUGUGUGACUUAUAAGGAUGUUAUCAUUGUAGAAUGGAUGACUAGCUCAAUACUAUGCAAACAACCAAGUGAUAAUAAACUGCAUCAAUAAGCUCCAGUAGUGUUCCUACAUAUAUACUGUAUGUCUGUUUCAGCGAUGUAAAAAUGAAGGUUGAUUUUUGCUGCAAAUUUUCCUCAAAACACUAAAAUGUCAUGUCAUGUAUACAGUGUGUAAAAAAAUAUUAAAGCUGAUAACAGUGAAUGGA
This is a messenger RNA of Lates calcarifer (barramundi perch), 6267 nucleotides long. It is a transcript of the gene prex2, whose product is annotated as phosphatidylinositol-3,4,5-trisphosphate-dependent Rac exchange factor 2. Lineage: Eukaryota; Metazoa; Chordata; Actinopteri; Centropomidae. The transcript is spliced from 42 exons. The record is from RefSeq and is a predicted model, not a curated record. The coding region runs from base 313 to 5211 and encodes 1632 amino acids. Gene Ontology annotation, biological process: intracellular signal transduction. Gene Ontology annotation, molecular function: protein binding; guanyl-nucleotide exchange factor activity.